Molecule: messenger RNA, 468 nt
Organism: Adineta ricciae
Lineage: Eukaryota; Metazoa; Rotifera; Eurotatoria; Adinetida; Adinetidae
Source: the annotation of a GenBank genome assembly
AUGUAUAUUUUUCCUUUAGGUAUUUCUUUAUUUCAAUACAAUAUUAUCGAACACAACAUAUUGUGUGGAAAAUCAGUAGCAUCUGAUCUUUCUUUCGCAGUGAUCUAUCCAUGGUUAAACAUUUCUGUUGAUCAGCUAGAGAAAGUUGCUCAAGAAUCGAUUGAUCGAACGAGAAAAGGAAAUAAAAUGCAUUCUGUCGAUGAUGAAACCAAUCGAACAUUGAUUUCGUCGGAUAAUGCUCUCAGUGUUGCUCAGUCAUCAAUGCCUGUUGCUCUUCUUCAAAUUCCACCUUCAACAAAUGCACCUCAGCAACAGUUACCGCCUUAUCAAAGACGUCAACCACCUCCUCCUCCUCAUCAUCAUCACCCUGUCACUCACUCCGCCCAUGGUCGUCGUCGUACUCCAAGUCCUGUUUCUCGUCGAAAUCAAGCCAAUCAUCAUGCGGAACUCGACCCACGAACAUACUAA